Molecule: messenger RNA, 1440 nt
Organism: Protopolystoma xenopodis
Lineage: Eukaryota; Metazoa; Platyhelminthes; Monogenea; Polystomatidea; Polystomatidae
Source: the annotation of a GenBank genome assembly
AUGGACCAAACUACUUGCGGCAGUCUGGCAUAUGAAAAUAAUUUUGCAAAUCAACAAGCAAGCCCACAAAUAAAGCAUAUCCGCCCCUACCGACUUGCUCAUCAAGCUCUAUGUCUUACUCAGAUUGAUUUCGAUCAAUGUAUCGUAAUUGGAUUCACCCAGAUGACGAUAUGGCCUUUGGUUAACAAUUUGAGGUGGCUACAUAUUAAUUGCCGGCAAUGUCGGAUCCAUCGAAUUAUGCUUGAGCCUGCAGGAGAUCCCUCUGAUUCUAAUGAUUUCGACUCAACUGGCUCCUCUGUUGUCACUCGCGGCAAUUUGCAUUCAAGUCAUCAUAAUUCACUUCCCAAUCCUAUGGAUCUACCUGUCGUAUAUAAUGACCCUAGCAUAGAAAUUUGCAAAAGAGAUUCCAAACUCAGGACUCUUGACAGCUUUCAACGCAGGCACACCGCUGUUGUGAGUAUGGCGGAUGCUGAUGAAGGAAUGGGUGAAGUUACAAUCCGGUUGCCUCUUUCUUAUUGGUCCUUUAUUGCUGCCAAGGGUCCCCUACGAAUAACUCUAGAAUUUUCGCUUACGAGACCCAAAGCUGGAUUCUAUUUCGUGAUUCCAGCUAAAGAUGGACAAAUCUAUGAUGCUGAUGACCGGGGUAUACAUGCUUUUACUUCUGCCUCUCCGAACUCCUCCAGAUUGUGGUUUCCUUGUAUAGAUUCCUCUGAACCGUGCACAUGGAAAAUCGAAAUCACCGUUGAUGAGGAUAUGGUUGCUGUUGCCCCAGGUGAUCUACUAGAGGCUCCUCAUUACACCGAAGAUUUAAAGAGGAAGACAUACCACUUUUAUGUUGCAGUCCCUGUUUCGGCACCAUGCAUCGGCCUUGCUAUCGGCGCUUUUGAUAUUUUUCCCGACACACGGCUGCCCAAUCUUGCUACGCAUUUUGCACCUAAAGGUCUUCUACCUAUACUUAAGCAUACAGUGAAGCCAAUAGCUGAUAUAAUUGAAUACUAUGAAUCAUUGCUUGCUUCAGAAUUUCCUUUCAGCACUAUGAAGUUGGUAUUUGUUGACCAAGCCUAUGAGGCUGAAUUCCAAUCUUAUGCCUCUCUUAUAAUCCUUCCGGUUGAUUUACUUCAUUCAUCCCGAAUCAUAGAACAAACUAUUGCAACCCGGAGAAUUUUGGCACAAGCAGUUGCCAGUCAGAUAUUCGGUUGUUUUAUCGGGAUGCAUACUUGGUGUGACGCUUGGCUCCCACUUGGUCUUGCUGGUUAUUUGGCAGGUCUUUAUCAACGCCGUGUAUUUGGCAACAAUGAGUAUCGCCACACAACCGCAACUCAGAUGCGCUAUGUAACUAAUUUCGAGCAUACGAAGCAUGGCAUCAUAUUAGAUGCCUCGCAGACCUUACCAGUAAAGAAAACUACUUAUUUUAAUCUUAAAUUGCCCCAGCUUCUCUGA